GAAAAUCAGGAGCCCCAACUAAAAGAGUUGGAAGAAAGUAAAGCACUCCCAUCUUUACAAGAACAGCAAGACUUUAUUUCAUUAGUGAAGCAAAUCUUGAAUCCCAAUGGUGAAGAUCCUCGAAUCGACGAAUAUAUUACUAGCACAUUCAGUUAUAUUCUGAAUGUGUUAUACAAAAUGGUAACCACCGAUGAUAAGGAGGCCACUGCAAAAGAAAUUGCCCAAGAUUUGAAUGACAAAUUCGACAGAUGGGUUGAACAAAGAACUAAGCAAGAACAAGAGAACGAA
Messenger RNA from Hyphopichia burtonii NRRL Y-1933, 288 nucleotides. RefSeq lists its product as uncharacterized. Lineage: Eukaryota; Fungi; Ascomycota; Pichiomycetes; Serinales; Debaryomycetaceae. The annotation marks the transcript as partial. The transcript has a single exon. The record is from RefSeq and is a predicted model, not a curated record.